Messenger RNA from Bombyx mori (domestic silkworm), 7843 nucleotides. RefSeq lists its product as uncharacterized. The transcript has 16 exons. The record is from RefSeq and is a predicted model, not a curated record. The coding region runs from base 231 to 2426 and encodes 731 amino acids. Gene Ontology annotation, cellular component: plasma membrane; cell-cell junction. Gene Ontology annotation, biological process: cell-cell adhesion. Lineage: Eukaryota; Metazoa; Arthropoda; Insecta; Lepidoptera; Bombycidae. Gene Ontology annotation, molecular function: cell adhesion molecule binding.
GUGAGGGGAGCGCGAGGGGGCGGGGCGCGCGGGGCAGGGCGCGGCGCGGUAGUCGAACAGUAGCUCCGCGGUCCCUGUCCGGUGCGGACGUGCGGCACCCUCGUCUGCUCCUUCGUUCCGAGCACAAUAACAUUAUCGAUGCACCGCCCGUCGAGAUGAGCGUCCCUCCCCCCUGCGCGUCGCACUCCUCUCUCUCCCUCUCUGUCCGCGUGUGAGUCCACUUCGGCGCGAUGCUGCGCUCCCACCGGCCUCCCGCUCCUCUGCGAACGUGCACUCUCUUCCAUGCACUCUUCUUCUUUACACUCUUCCUAGAUCUCCCCUUCGCCAGAACAGACUGGAGUUCAGAAAGCUCCUCUUCCCCCGCGUCCCCUUCACCUGAACUGGACGCGGAGCUAGUCCGAGACGCACCCCUCUACCCCCCACUCCGCGACACUAACGAAAUUGAGCUCCCUUACAACGACGUAGAAACCAGCAUCGAAAGAGACCUAGUCACCCCCGACGAGACUGAACGCGUAAUCAAGAUACAAAACGAAGAGAACGGAGAAAGAGAUAAGAGAAGUACCGGACAGGAGUGGGACAGAACUAAGACUACGAGUCGUCGUGUUAAAACCGGGGACACGAUUCUAAACAUCCGCGGUGCUGUCCGGGACGCCAUUGGAGACGCCGGAGCUGCCCCCGGGCCACGGGCUUCGUCCCGACUGGACACGUUCGUCAUACGCCCGGCGCAACAACACCGGCCGCCCAUGCACGACCAGCCUAGAGUACAACCUUCGACCAGUCAAGUACCGAAGUAUGACCGGGAGCUAGUGGUGGAGGCUCACGCCCGCGCCGCGAUACCGUGCGACCUCCUGAACGUCACCAGCGUGAGGUGGUACAAGGAUAACGAGCAAAUGAACCUGCCCUCAUCGAGCGGUGGGGGAGAAGCAAUAUGGAAGGAAGCCGACACAGCCGUGGUAGGACGAGCCACACGAGGAGACGCCGGCAACUGGCGCUGUGCUGGAGUUGAUAAAGCCGGCAAGACCAUUGCUGGGAAACCGACCAGGCUGCUCAUCUAUGAGCCGGUGCGGUCGGUGUACCUAGCUGUGGACGGGCGGAGACUCGACGCGGGGAACACCUGGGUGCCGGUCCGGGACAAGACCGAGCUGGAGGUGCGGUGUGUCGCUGAGGGUGGAGCUCCUCCGCCGGAAUUGUCGUGGAGGCUGAUAGCGCUGGAGCCAACGUUGGACCAUCGACCGUAUCUGAGGAUACAUCACACUAAUUACUCUAUCGAGGGCGUGUCGGUGUCACACGCGGCCGUUACAGCAGCACGCGAAUUACAUAAUGCAACUCUACAGUGCGAAGCGAAGCAACGGAAGCCAAACCUGCCUCCCUCUAUAGAACCCACAGCCUCCCACGACGUGCAGACCGCUAAACUAGAGAUACACGUCACUUAUCCUCCAUCAUUCGUGAUAUCUCGCUGGCCUGGUUUUGGAGUAUCACUAUCAGCUGGAGGAGCGGCCGCAUUGAGAUGUGACGUCGACGCCAACCCGCCGGCCAGAGCGUGGUGGCAAAGGGACGAUGCCAGUCCCACAAGCUCCCCCCCUGCAGAGGAGGGUGGUGAUGCAGGUGUGGGCGCGGCCACACUCCGCUGGCAGACCCUCCGCGCCGCACAUGCGGGCUGGUACCGGUGCAGGGCGACCUGGCUCGACACGGACUACUCCUCCAUCGGGUACUACCUCAACGUGCUCUCUCCCGAGGAAAACACAGAACCAGUAACGGAGCCUGAAGAAGUCGAAGAGGAGCCAGAUCAUCAAAAAGUAGAGGUGGCUCUCGGUGGAAACGUGCAGUUACAUUGCCCCAAAGGUAGUGUUGGGUGCUGGUGGCGGCGUGUGGUCGGCAACUCCAGUGAGAGCUGGGCGCCGGCCGGCUCCCACCACGCGCACGGAGUGCUCGGUAUAAAGGAAGCGUUGUACCAGGAGGGAGGGGAGUACCGGUGCGUCGGUGCGCGGGCGCCUGAUCUCAUGCGGCUUCGAGAGCUGAAGAGGGUCACGCUCAGGGUUACCGGCGGCGCGACGGCCACGGCUCUGAGCGCGGAGCCGGCGCGCGGGGGCUGGCGGCUGGAGUGCGGCGCGUGCGGACGGGCGCUCCGCGUGCUGUGGCUGCGGCGCGGGGUCACCGCCCCCGCCGACCUGCUGCCGGACCUCGCCCAGCACUGCUGGAGAGCCGUGCUACACGUCACCGAGCCUGAUGAGGUAUGGUGCAUAGCGGUAGGGGGGAGCGGGGGCGGCGGGUCGGUGGCGGUGUUCCCGCGUCGCGCCCCGCAUCCCUCCCCCGCGCCCGCCCGCCACACCGUGCGAGCUCUGUACAACAACGCACAUCGCAAUCUACCCACCCUAUUCCUUAUAUUCAUACUAACACUCGUUUACCAAUUGAAAAGCCGUAUAUAAUGCCAGAUCAAGUGACGUUCUACCAAUAAUCACAUUUCUAUGAAACCUAUUCAUUGUUGUCGCAACUCGGAAUCAGCAAUGUACUUUUCAAUGCGUGAAGAGAUUUAACAGAAUGACACGGUUAGGUUUAAUCCACUCUAGAUAUUGAAGUCGGUAAUGAUGAUCUGACUGUGUGGGACCCGAAUGAGGGUAGGAACGUAGGAGGAGGUGUGUAGGUUUGUCUUGCUGCUAGGACUAUUAAAUGUUUUCUUCGAGUAAUCAGUGGGAUAGUUCUUAAUCGUAUUAGAGCUGUGGUUAAUAAUGUUUUGUGGGUAGCUUGGUGUAUUUAAUGAGGGGUUAAUGAAUUGAGAUGAACAAUAGCAACAGAAUACCAAAUUUUACACUAUGCACACUAGACAGGAUUCAAAAGUCUGUAUGUAAUCAUUUUACUUUUAUCAGACAGUAGCCGUAUAUAAGAUUUGGAUUCAGAAUUGGCAAAUUAUAGCAUUGCGCUAGGGUUAUUUGUGUCUCGACCAAGAUGUCAGACCGCUGUUGCGUCUGUGUCAGCUACUGACUUAUGAAAGGUAUAAUUACAUAACAUAAAGUGUUCACAAGAACUCAUUAUAGGCAGCUUUUUACGAAUUCAACAUUUUAAUGAGCUGAUCCCAUAGCACCACUGAUUGUAUAUCUAACCGUGCUAAUAGAACGAAAAAUGGAAAGUCAUCUCAAAUCAUUUAAAUCUAACGAAUUUUAUCAAACAAAUUGUUUGUUACGUUCAAACGGUGAAUAUCCCUUCUCUUGAUUCCAAUCUAUAAAUAAUAUACGAGUAUAUUUGCGGGUAUUACGAAAACUUCAAGAUACUGAGCGUCGUUUUGUGCUACAUGAUUUUACUUUAUACAAAAACUUAAAUUAAGCUUUAACAAAGUUCCAAAUUAUUUUCAAAGCGCGUUAUAUCGACGAUGGCCAUCAGCAAACUGGAAAAAAUUGAGUAACUGCACGAGAAAGCGACGUUUUGUACUCACAAUUACGUCUUAAAAAUGAACUGCUUAAAAUGUGAUUUAUUUGUUUGAUUAGCUGUUUUCUAGGUUUUUUGACUCGCUCAUCCUAGCAAUGAGACAAUUCGAUGCGACAUGAGACAGCAAUGACAUUGGUAAAAGAAUGUUAGCCCACCUAUUCAAAAACCACUGCAAUAGCUUGCUCUGCUAGUGCAAAAUAAUGAAUAUCGUGUUUUAACAGAUUCUAACAGGUUUUUGUAAUACCGUGUGGUAUAUGAUUAGAUAUUCAUAAAUAGUUUACUGUUAUUUACAAAAUGACGUCACUACCUUACCUUUCUCAGUUUUAGUCCCUGUAGCGUCUAUUGUAUCACUAAUAGUUAUUUGUUAUCCUAGUAUAUGUGUAUUAGUAUUAAUGUGUUCGUUGCUAUAUAGGACCUUAUCCUGAUCGAGUAUGUCAUAAUCUGCAUCAGCAUGCAUAUUUAUGUGUUCCUAUCAGUGAACAAAAGCUAUCGUUUGAGUUUAAUGAUCUCAUUGUAAGUUUAUUGACUGUCAAUAUAAUUGCAACGAACACACUUACAUUAUCUAACCCGUGUCUUCUGUGUUAGUUACUUUUACUCUAUUCUCUUUGAUCUAAUAUUUAUGUAAUUUAGAAGCAGGAAGCGAAUGUGCCAAAUCGUUGUUAUUAAUGAAAACAUUAUUAGAUUUUUUUCAUAUAUUUGAUCUUGAAUUAAGUAUUACGUUUGUAAGAAUGAGAAUUUCUGUGCAAUGUAAACACCAAAGAUUAAUUAGUGAUUAUUGUAAUGUGUGAGAUGGAUGAGUUUAUGCUAGAUGUUUAGUAUUUAUUGUGUAAGUUUCAGGGAAAUUCAUAUUAAAUAAUUAAUCGCCAAAAACAGAUAUAUUGGACCACUAAUUGGACCACGAAUGAAAGUUAUUAUAAUUAACUUUCGAAGGUAAGGUUCAUAUUUAAAAGUCAAAGAAGAUGUUACAGUUCAUUAAAUAGUUCCUGUCUUCGAAAAUUAUCUCGGUAUGAAAUUCCCUUAAACAAAUCGCCGAAUGAAUCCAAUAGUAACGCAAGUUGAAUUUGAAUGCCCAAAACUGUGACUAAAAAUAAGAAGAGUAUAAACAUAAUAACCAAAUUUCAACAUUAAGGAUUUGAAAGACCGAUGCAGAAAAUAAUGCGCGCGUUCUCGGUGUACCUGCUUCAAUCAGUGCGUUUGGCACUCAAUCAUUUGCAAAACUAACUAAGGUUUGUAUAAAUUGACCACACUCUUUGAAGGUAAACAACUGUGGCGUGUUCCUAGAUGCGUAAUGAAAUUUAUAUUUACUUUUAAAGUAAAAUGAGAACGCGGCUUGCGCGGACUGAUAUUAGUGAAAUAACAUGAUCUUUAAAACCGGGCCGUAAUAAAGUUCUAUGUGGGUCAUACAGCAGUGAAUGUGUUGAAGUGUCUACUUUUGACUUGUGCUACUAUUCCGUUCAGUACGCGAAAUGUCCAAGUUAGCUAUUUAUACCCCGUAUAUUUUGUAUAGAUGUUAAAUUCGUAAAUUUAAUAAACGAUGUAUCAUAGCUUAAAAUGAGUCGUGUAAUAUUCGAUGUCAAUUGUAGACGUCCGCUUAGAGACGGACGGGAUUUUGUAUGAAAAAUGUAUUUGCUAAGGAAUUUUGCAACGAACAAAGAAAUGUUCGAGAGUAAAUCAGGCUUUGGAUAAUUGAGUUCCUAUUGUUUCUUGUGUAUCAUUGUUUUCUAAAUAAAAAGAUAACGAUAGAAUUGGAAAUCACCAAUAUUGGAGCGACUUGUUGUCUUUUUUAAAUAAAGAAAUAGUGAAAAUGACAUAAAUAAUUAGAGUAUGACUUAAUUUAAAAAAAAUCGUUAAUUUAUUUUAAACAAUUGUUGUGUUCCUCCUUUAUCAAAAUUCAACCUUUAACAUUGAUACCCCAAGACUUAAAUUCAUUCAAUGUUUCGUCUUUUGUUUUAUUUUUACUGCUUUCAUGUAAAAUGGAAAAGAACGAUUUUUUAAAUAUUUUGUUGCAAAACAUUAAAACUCGUCAAUAGCUGGGAAAGCAAAGAAACUAAUCAAACACAGGUCUGAAGGCAAAAUCUGUAGCAAUAACCAUCUUAUGAUUGUAAAUACUUCAAUGCAUUCUGAAUAAAUUAUUAUACUAGACUGUAAUCAUAAAUUAUUCUAUUCUUUGUGCCAAAUAUCAUCGAAAUAUAUAAAUAAUCAUCAUAUGCCAUGUUCAAAGAGUAAAUGAAAUUAAAAUGCUAUUAUAAAUUUGCUGCAGCAUCUCAUGUUCCCUCUGAAAACAAAAUCUAAUUGUAAACCUGACAGUAAUUCAGUCUGGAAACGAAGUGUGAGUAAUAGAAUAAUGUGAAAAGGUAUUUUAGUCAAAACAUGAUUUGACGUACAGUUAACAUAAAUUUCUGACAAGGAAAGUAUCCUAAACAACUCAUGAUCAUGUCAUGUAUGCUCUUUGCCAUGGGAUGGCUGGUUCAAAUCUAUGUAGGUAUAUUUUGCAAAUUUUUAGUUAAGUUUCUUUUUAAGACAUUAAUUGACAUGGUGAUUAUUACUCUCUGUUUAGUAGUAUAUUACUACAAAUAAAUAUCAUUUUCCAACUUCAAAUUCCCAAUAUCACACAACGUGUGUUCACAUUCACAUGCUGUUUUGCCAAUUCAAAGGAUACCAUCCCAUAGGAAGCUAAUAUCAGGCAGCUUUCUUAGCUGCGAAAUUUUGGUAAAAUACAAUUGUUAUUGUAAUAAGAAAACUGAAAACAUGGGUUAUUAUAUAAAUUAAAAGAAAAUGACUUCAAUAAAUCAGUUAUCAAGAGUCGAGAGGUCGGGUAGGCAAAAUCGGGUGAACGAGUAAGCAUGCAAAACAAGGGCAACUCCACGAAUUGGCCAACUAAUUAUUUUUGCAUUUACUCCAAGUCAGUUUUACUGAAUGGGGUUCCAACUGCGGACACAAAGGGACCCUCGUUUCCAGGGUUACAACGAGAUAAGCGCGUGACUGAUUUUAAAGCGAUUCAUACUGAAACAUAUACAUACUUAUUGUAGUUUAUGUUCUCCAUAUGUCAAUUGACUGAUUGUUUGUGUUAAAAACAUAUUAUUUAUUACUUUAAUAUUUUUUGUCAUUUUCACAUCGAAAUCUUAGCUUACAAUAUUGGUAGAGCAUCCACUAAAUAUUAUUAAAGUUGUGAUUAAAGGAGCGGGCGUGUCGCGGGUUGUAAAUCAAAUUAUAUUGAACGUUGGAGAGAACGGAAAAAACCAUUAUAUUGGUUUAGUUAGUUAGUAGACGAGAUAUAUUUUUGUACAGAUAAUUGAAUGUCAAUUGAAUUGUUAUAAAUGUUUCAUGUAUCUUGAUUCGAUUUACGAUUUACCACAAAAGGUUCACCUAAAAAUCAAAAUGUUGUAUUUUAUCCAUUUAGAUAGGGUGCUAUAUAUAAAUGCUUAUUACGGAAAGCCUAACAUCGACAAUAGAUACAUGAAACGAAUCGAAAGUAUAAUAGAUUCGUUGUUUGGUUUGUUGUACUUGGCCAUGGAACUUAUCCGUCCAAAACGGGAUUCGAUGUAGUUAGUUAAGGAAUCACUCUUCUAUCCCUUUUCACCUUCUAGUCAUCUCCUGAGGCUUCUAUCAGAUCCCCGUGUAGAAAUAUUUUCUUGUUUCCAUUUUUUUAGAAAAGGAAAUGUAUCACGCGUGAUAAAUCUUUAUUUUUGUAGUACUUUGAACCCUUUUCCUUCAAUUUUUCAGUCCCUUGUGUAGACACCGCGACCCCCGCCUCCUCUGCUUUACUUAGAUGAUGUAUUGCUCUUGUCCGAACAAUAUUUAUAACUUUCAAGAUCACUCGAUCAAUAUUACAAGUUUAUUCUUUUGGAGACUUUGUAUUGUCGUUCAAAAUAUUUGUAUAGUAUAUAAUUUUAAAUGUUUUUUCCUGUAUUCGUUCAUAAUAAAAUCAGGAUCUUGUUUAGUCCCUACAUAAAGUAUGUGUAUUAGGCGGCGAACAAGUAAUUAAAUAGGUUUUGGCAGAAAAGAAAACACAGAUUGUAUUUUAACAAUAAACCAACCGUAUUAUAACUAAAAAACAGUACAUAGAAUAACGAAAUAUAAAUGUUUUAAUCUAAAUUAGGCAAGAAUGAAUCCAGUUCUCAAACUAGUCGGAGAAUGUUUUAUUACUUUCAAAUUAUCCAUAAAAUCGGAAAUAAGUAAACGAUAUUUUUAUGAGAAUGUCCAUCGGAGUGUGAGACUGAUAUUGUUCGCGCGAGACCGACGUCCCUCCCGCCGCGCGCUGCCGUGCCAAUCUACUACGAUGUGUUUAGGUCGUAGUUAACUCUAUAGUAUUUACAUUUAAAUAUACAUCUAUUAUGUUAAUUUAAUAUGAUUGUUGUAUCGGUGAUGGACAUAAACAUUUUUAUCUAAUAAAAUGAAUACCCUAAUAAAUAAUACAACAAAA